Messenger RNA from Paramormyrops kingsleyae, 4354 nucleotides. Lineage: Eukaryota; Metazoa; Chordata; Actinopteri; Osteoglossiformes; Mormyridae. The record is from RefSeq and is a predicted model, not a curated record.
CUUUUCUAUAUACCUGGGUAUGCAAUCUCACCUCUGUCUCUAUGUGCAGAUAAACAUAUUUCUGACUGGGCAUGGUGACUGAAUACUGAAGUCAAGCUGCAGUUCCCAGCUAAACCUCAUGCAAAUUCUGAGGGUGUGCUGCCAGUGAUGCAAGAAGAUCAAAUAUCGAUGCCGUCUCACCAAGCCCCUGCCACACAAGCACCUCCAUCUCCACAGGAAGGUGCUCCAUCCAGACCACUAAUGGAGAGCAUGCCCAAGAAGUGGGUGAUGCAGCCACUGUCCCCUAGACUGGAACCAGCAGACUUAAGAACCGUGCUCUGUUCUAGCGGAGAAGAAAGCAGUUGGGACAGCACAUGGACCUGCAGUGAGAGACGGGGCCUGAAUGACUCACUAACCUCGGUGACAUUGCAGGAGACGGAGAGUGAUAAUGACGUGUUUGAAAGGCCCUGGAAGGUGCAGGUUUCUGAGGGAAGCUACAGCAAGGACCACCAUCCCAGUAGUCCUACUAGCAUUAGCAGUGAUAGUAGCUCAGGCACUUGGCAUGGCUUCUACUCCUUCAUGGGCGAAGACGUGGAGAAGACAGAGGCCUGGAUGGUCUCCCCAGAGAGACAGAACAAACUAGCCACCCUCAAGGAGGCAAAUGGCUUCAAGUUGCAGGCGUACAGCGAGAAGAAGCCGGAGAAGCUCUUCCAGGAUGGCGAGGAGGACUCGUUCUCCCAGGUAGCCGCUGUGCCUGCGAUAGUGCAAGAUGACCUGGAGCAAGUUCAGCAAAGGUUGGAGAUCAUCCACAGCCAGGCACCGAAGAGGAAACCUGUUGACAUAGAGCAGUGGGAGGCACUUGAAGACUUGGACCUCAGCAAUCCGCCCCAGAGGGUGUUGGAUGGGCUGAGCCUCUACUAUAGCCCAUCCAGGGCAGAUCGAGAGACAGCCAAGGCAGAGCCUGGCGCCAUUGACACAGAGAAGAUUAACUUCAAUAUAGCACGGCAACAGUUCCUCACAAUGGAACAGUCCCGAUCCAACCUCUUCCAGAAUGUUCCUCAGGAACCUUACCAAUCUGCAAACAAAGAACGACCACCACAAGCUGAGGGAGGGCUGGUCAUGCUGAGGAGACAUGGUUAUGAGAGCCUCACUGGAGAGAAACCAAUCAGGAGUCAAAACCAAGAAUCAUAUUCAAUUAGGAAUGACUUAUUUGAUAACAAAUGCGUAACAGUUUACACAUCAGAGGAAACAACCGCAAACCAAAGCUGCUGUGAUGAGAAGCUUGGCUGUGGAUCCAUGCUUCCACCAGGCCAUGUGAGUGAUCAGUAUGCCUUCAUGGGGCAGGAAUACGGUCAGGAGCCACAACCUUUAGAUGAGGCCGAGACACCCAUCGAGAAGGAGAUCCGUCUCGCCCAGGAGAGGGAAGAGAGUUUGCGACGAGAGCGAGGCAUCAAGCACACAAACUUAAAGGAGAUGGUGGAAAUUAAAACCAAGCCAUUUCUUUCUCGGACAGGACCCAUCGGCACACCAACCAAGGCCAGGGAUAAGGGCAGAGUAAGCUUCUUCCUCCAGCGGGAGAUAGAGCUGGAGAGCCAGCGAGAAGAAAAGCUGCACCAUCAAGGGAGAGCGUCGAGUCUGUAUAACGAUGGCGCUCCCCAGGAACUGGGAGAUAGGAUGGAGGUCAUUGAGCAGCAAGCAGACGAGGUUCCAGUCACGCCCCCCAAGACGAGCAUCACAGGAAACCACCUUGAUGCGAUGCAAAUCAAAACAGGUGCUGAGGAGGCGCUCAGGACACCAGACUGCAGCACCCCAGCAGAAUGGAGACGUGACAGCAAAACAGAAGAUGUCCUGUCUCCUUGCUGUCCUCACCGGCACCCUGAGGAAACAGCUCAGUGGAUACUCGACAAUAGAUCGGUGCAAAACAGUUACAGUCCCUCUCCAUCCACUCCCUCCACACCCACUGACCUGCGACUCUUGUGGCCUUCACUGACUGGGAGGUACAUCGUGCCCCAGGCAGGGUCCCAUGAGAAGUUCAGUCUGAGGCCUCGCAAGGUGGACACCCCAGAGGCAAUUCUCAAAGAGAUAGAGCAAGACAUCAAAAGAGAGGAGGAGCUUCGGCUACUGCGGGGUGGCGGCAGCUUGGCCCAGCUUCAUGAUGAGGGCCUGGAUAAUGUGGAUAAGAGAGCACCCUCUACUGGUACAACGCUCAUGUCCCCUGAGGCACAGCCAGGCAAAAGCUGGCCAGGCCUGUCCUCCCCCUGGGGUCUCAGAGCCACCCAAGCGACUUUGGUGACAACAAAAGCUAGCUCCGCCCUGCCCCCCCCAUCAGUCCCCAGCUUCCCCUCCAUCCCUGUCGUGACGGCCCAACCCUGGAGCUCCUCUUGGCAAGACUCACCCAGCCCGGCCAGAGUCCACGCCCAGAAGCCGCAGACAAUGAGGUCCGGGGCAGGUGGCGCAGUCGCACAGAAGGGCCUGACCGAAACCCUGCUGGGGGACAUGGAAGACAGGAGCCCCAGGCUGAAGCUGGAGGAGAGCGUGUACGCUGGAAUCCAUCCAACUGAUGAUGUAAAUAGUGAGGUCCUGGAGGCUACUCGAGUUACCCGGCAUAAAAACACGCGCGCCCUCCGGUGGGAAGCAGGAGUGUUCGCCAACAAAGACUGCGACUGAGUCCUCUGCCAAGAGAGAGAAGGGCGUUGUUCUCCACCAGCCCCUUCUCCGGGACUCUCCAAGGGAAUAUUUCCUUUCCACUCCCAACUUCCUCUUGCAUUCCCCCCUCCCACAGACGUGCGCACUGUCGACUAAAGGCCCUCUGUGAGUGCCCCCCCCCCAGUCUAUUCAUCAGCCCCUACUGCACUGAGGGUUUUCAUGAGGUUUUAUUUCAGCUACAGAAAGUUAACAAAAAUAAAUAGUUAAAAAUUCUCCCCCCUUCUCCAUUACUACAUAACUACUGCUAAAGUCAUUGUGUACAUGUUCAUUUUACAUUUAUAUUUUACAUAUUUAGCAGACCUAAGUCCAAAGUCCGAUCAAGUCGGGCAAAUAGUACAUUACAAACAUGCUGUCUUGCAGUUGAAUAGGCAUAAGUGCAGCUAGGCUGAGCUUCCAGUACCCAGGUAUGAGUGUGAGCAGUAUUGAAGCAGGAGCUACACAACAACUUCUUACAGAGCAAGGAGCUAGUAAGAGCAGAAUAGCUGUGAGAUUAGCCCAACACGAGCAGCAGCUGUCUGCUCUUAUUACAAAAGAGAAAGUAGAACCAGGAUAUGAUCAUUUGAUCAGAGGAAAAUUAAUAUGAGCACAUUUUGGCUAAUUAAACAGAUUUCGCUAUUGCAAUUCCAAAGAAGGCUAAUCAACAUAUGGUAGUGAAGGGAAUAAGCUACGUUAAGGAAAAAUAGUAGAAUGACAAAAAUACUGCGAAUGUAGAAUAUCGUUUACUGUAGGGAGGUACAGAAAAAUUAAAUUAAGGAAACAGAAUUAAUUAAAUUAAUGAAAAAUUUGAAUCCGGAAGUGAGUCAUAGCUACCCCACCUGCCUUUGGCUUACUGUAAGCACAGUUACUGUAUACCAGAUAAGCACACCCAUUAAUAACAUACUGUGUCUAGGUAAUGUAUUUAAAAUGUGCUUAGUUGUAGCUUGUGGCGUUAAUCUUGUGACAUCUUUUAAAGGGAUUUAUAGGACUUGGAAUAUGCACUUAAUACUUUCACUCUCAAUUACUUUGACACUGAAGCAUUAGUGCUGAUAUAUAUUAUUUAAUACGAGUAUGAGAGUCUGCAUACUAAAGAUACACAGCAAGACUACAUAAAAACAACAUAUUUUUGUUAUACAACUCUUUUUGUAACUUCAGUUUCAACUCACAUUAACCAAAAAUGAUACUGUUAAUUUUGAAUACAACUGGACUCUUAAAUUAUAAAAGAGAGGAUUUAUUUCCUUAUUUCGGACAGGCUAAUGAAUAUAUAGUGUGAAAGGUAUCUUUUGACAUCAAUAUUUUAUGUAAUUUCUGAUGUGUUUUAAUGGUGUUUUGCUACAUUAUGACAAAGUUUUAAAUGUGGUGUUUAGAUUUUUCUUUUAAUAACCUGUACAGUAUAGAUUUUUUAUUGAAGGUAUGGUGAAAUAGUAUAACGUUUAGAUUCUUGAUUGAACAAUCCAUUAUUUUUUCUUAUUCAAUCAGUAUAAUAGUUUUUUUCUACAAACUUUAUCUUUUAUGCAAUGAGCCCUGCGUUUUAAUUACAAGGUAAUAUAAUGACAUGCAUAGUUGCAUAAUUUAUUUUAAAUUAUUUUGAAUGUAUAUAUAGUGCCUUGAUGUACUAAAUGCAUUAUUGUUGAUAUUUAUAGUGGAUAAGAUUAUGAUACAUGAGUUUGAAUAAAUAAAACUUUUGAAACUC